GGUCCAGCGCGCCAACUGUCGCUCGUGGUCGCGGGAAAGAGGGGCGGGGGCGCGAGGGGCCCAGAGGCCUGGGCUGCGGGCGGUCAGUGGCCGCGGCCGCGCGGGGUGGGGGGCGGGAAGAAGCGGGGUGGCGGCGGCGCGGGGACAUUUGGGAGCGAAGUGAGUGGCCUGAAGUUUUGUCCGCCUCAGUGGGAAGCAAAGGUGGAGCUUAAAGUUGGGAAUCGGGCUGGUAGAGAAAAAGCUGGGGGUGGGAGGAGUGCUUGAGAGGGGAGGCCACUAGUAGAUAAUUAAUGGGGUGGGGAGCAUAGUUUGGUUUAGAAGAUGGAGGCUUGGGCACUGAGUGCAUAUUUGAAAGUGAGAGUGUUUAACCAAAUGCCCCUCAUUCUGAGUGCCCUCUUCAGAGGUCUGUGGACGCUGAUAAAUAUGAAGUCACAGGGCGAGAGGAGCCGCACGCCUAGGGUGUAGAAAGAGGCGGGGGUUGGGGAGGGGAAACUGAAGAAGGCCUGGUCACUUACAGGUUAGGGGGAGGUGGUAAAGGCUGAAGGGUGUAAGUAUUUUGGGAGGAUUAGGAAGCCACGAGUGCUUUGAGGGUGAAAGUGGGUGGGCCGGAGAAAGCUUUCCAUGCCCCCACAGGGCCAAUGUUAAGAAAAUUAAGCUCUUCAGUGAUAUUUAAAAUGAUAAGUAUGAGAGAUAAUUGGGGAGUUGGAGGAAUUGAUCAGCUAGUGAUAGAUAUCACAGGACGCAUUCAUGGCAUAACAACUUCAUAAUACCCGUGCUAGUGUCAGGAACAGAUCUAUUUGAUGGUGUCGCUUGACUGAGCGGUUAGAUUUUGCAUCCUGGUGGGAAACAUGACUUUUUACUUCCUUGAGUGCGGUUGUGAAUGUGAUCUCAUUUAGAUUUAAACCUUUAUUGAACCAAGAGUGCAAGGAGGGAAUUUCAAGAAUUCGGUGGAAAGUGAUAUUUAAAAAAUUGUUUAUUGCUCUUUGGCUUUCUGCCUUGUCUCUAUGCUCACACUGACUUCAUUAUCUGCCUCCUCUUUUUUGAGGUUUCAGAGUGUUAAAGCUGAUCUAAAUUUAAGACACUCUUCCUAAUAUACAACUUCAAAACCAGUGCUGUUUGUAGUUGAUAAGGGAUAAGUAAUUCCAUUUGUUACCUUGGUUUUAUUUUUGGUUGCAGUAGUUUAAAACAUUUCUUGAUUUUUUUUUCCUUUUCUGACUACUUGCAAAUCUGUGGAGUAGGUUGAUAAGCUAGCUUGUAUGUUUCCAUGAGCCCUUUCAUGCUUAAUCUAAAGCAGGAAAAAAGUACUGCAAUACUAAAAGUCUUUAAUAGUUUGCAUCAUGCAAAAUGAGAAAUUGCUUUAGGAUAUUAUAGUUACACUUAAUUAAAUCAAUACCACACUAUUCUGUAAAAUUUACUCAUGGGAUAAAAAAGGAAAAAUGAUUUUUCAUUGUAGAAUUACAGGUAAGCAAAUACAUGUUAAAUGGAACAAUUAAUGGAUUGAAGUUUUCUUAAAAUAUAGUUUCAUUCAACAAAAUUUUCAAUUCUGUAAACAUUUGGGUGCCUACUAUGUUAGGUGCUGGGAUAUAAUAGUCAGCAAUGAAUAAUUAUAUUCUUAUUUAUUAAAAUAAUGCUAGUAAUGAUAUUUAUAGCAAACAUGUCUGUGUGCUAGGCAUUAUUUUGUGUGCCUUACGUUUAUUUGGCCCUCUAAAUUUUUUCAAAAUACAUAUUAUCUUAAAAUUAGUCUACAUGGUGUAUUUUACUUGUAUCCAUAUCUUCCCUAGAUCCCUUUUUUGUUAUCAUUCACAUUCACUUGGAUCCUUUUCAUUGUCCCACUGUUACUCCAAGUACAUUAUUUUGAGAAUCUCAUCUUAUGAAAAAUGUCUUUCUUGAUGCAGUAGAGCCUCAGGUUGUUCAUACUUAAGGCUUCCUGAAAGAAAUGUUAGAACAAACAAGUGACAACUUUGAAUACAGCAGUUCAUGUGGAAUAGUUUGGAUGGACAUUUGCUGGCCUAUUUGUAGCUCUGCUCACUAUCUCAUGUGAAGGUUGCUGGACCAGAGACUGAAAUAUUGGGUUAUUUUUGUGGCUAUGUUGUCAUUUUCGUUUUAUUUUUUAAGUUUAUUUAUUUAUUUUGAGAGAGAGAGUGUGUGCACGAACCAUGGGGGAGGGGCCGACAGAGAGGGAGCGAGAGAGAACCCCAGGCAGGCUCUGCAUUGCACUGUCAGCACAACGCUGGGUGCAGGGCUCGAACUCCCUAACUGUGAGAUUGUAAUCUGAGCCUGAGUUGGGUACUUAACCAACUUAAGUGCCCCUUUAUGUUAUCAUUUUCGUUUAGUUUGACUUUAAAAAAAAUAUGUAUUUGUUUAUUUUGAGAGAGAGUGCAUGUAAGGGCAGAGAGAGAGGGAAAGAAUCUUAAGCAGGCUCUGUGCCGUGACCAAAGAGCUCAUGGUUCAUGAGAUCAUGGCCUGAGCUGAGAUCAAGAGUUCUAUGCUUGGGGCACCUGGGUGGCUCACUCGGUUAAGCGCCUGACUUCGGCUCAGGUCAUGAUCUCACGAUUUGUGGGUUUGAGCCCCACGUCGGGCUCUGUGCUGACAGCUCAGAGCCUGGAGCCUGCUUCGGAUUCUGUGUCUCCCUCUGUCUCUGCCCCUCCCCUGCUCACACUGUGUCUCUGUCUUUGAAAAGUGAAUAAAUGUUUUAAGAAUUUAAGAAGAAAAAAGUUUUAUGCUUGACUGAGCCACCCAGGUGUUCCUAAUGUUUUUGAGACAGAGACAGCACAAGUGGGGGAGAGCUUAACCGACUGAGCCACCCAGGUGCCCUUUGUUGGGUGCUUUUAACUUUUCUUUUAUCACAGAGCAGGGGAAAACAAAUUCUUUUUUUAGUUUAUUUAAUUUAUUUUGAGAGAGAGGGAGAGAGGGAGAAUCCCAAGCAGGCUCCGUGCUGUCAGCAUGAACCAUGAACAUCAUGAUCUGAGCAGAAACCAAUAGGGGCACCUGGCUGACUCAGUUGGAAGAGCAUGCAGCUCUGUUUCUCAGGGGCAUGAGUUCAAGCACCAUUUGGGUAUAGACAUUUAGAAAAAAAUAAAUUAAGAAAAUGUGUAUUUGUUUUUUCAUUUUCCGCAGUAAAGCUCGAGGAUUUUUUUAAAGGAAUUUUUAAAAGUUUUAUUUAUUUAAGUAAUAUCUGCACCCCACAUGGUGUUCAAACUCAUGACCCCAAGAUCAGGAGUCACUUGCUCCUCCGACUGAGCCAACCUGGUGCCCCUCCACUGUAAAGGUAGAGCCCUUCAUCUGAUCAACAGUAGCUGAUUCAUUUUCCUUUUGUGACUUGUCUUUUUAGGCUCACAUUUCAUAGCCUAAAGUCAUUCCUAAGAGAAAAGAAAACUCUCCUCUGCUCCGUUAAGAAGGAAAUAAAUUCUUGAACCAUCUUAUAAGGUUGGGAGGACAGUUUGCACCUACACGACAGUCAUAGUCGACUCUAUAAGAUAAUUCUAGGAAGGAAACGUAGUUAGGUUGAAUAUAGUAAAUUCUUGUUUCAUUUGGAAUUUAGUUUACUAGUUUGGAGGUACUUUCUGCUUUACAUUUUUUGUCAGACAUAGAAGGGGUAGUCUAAUAUUGGGAAAUUUUCUGACAACUUCCCACAUACAGGGAUAUUUAUAGGUUCAGCCUAUUUCUAAUACCUAAAUCUAUAAAACAAUCUAUUACAAUGACAAUACCACAGCACUGUGAAAUUCUGCAGAGCUUGCAGGAUUAUUUUAAAAAUGAAGUAUAAUUUUAUGAUCAAUGUAUUUUAUUAUAUUCAAAUUUUAAAAAAUGGUUAAUCCUUGAAUGAUGAAUGUGAUAUUCUCAGGUAACUAGAAUAUUAUGCUAAUGUAUUAAAUAACACCUUGUUCCCCAGUCAUUCUAGAAAGGAGUUUACUUAUUUUGGGAUAUUUUGAAAAUAACAUUAUCUCAGGAGAAGAGCUUGUUGAUUUAUCACUAGGACUCUGAAAGCACAGAUGGCAGACAGAACCUAAAUUUUUUUUUUGUAUGAAAGAUUGUUUUUCAAGAAGUGCUAAAAUAAUUGUGGAAAAAAGUUAUCUUUGAUACUAAAAGAUCUCUAUGUGACUCAUUGCCCUAUUAUAAUAAAAGUGAAUUCGUUUGGAUUACAGAUUAGAACAGCUUGAUACACAUGUUGCAAUAACUUCUUAAAUAUUUUAAGGACCAACUGUAGAACUGCACCAGAGAAGAAAGCUGAAGUCUUCAGAAAAUAAGGAAUCUGCCAAAGAAGAGAAAAUUCGUGAUACUCCAAUGCCUGAAAGAGCUCCAAAACGAACUCGAACGAGAAAUCACAUUUCAAGGUGACAGUGCCAUUUAUUAUUCUUAUUAUAAAGAUAUGUUAAAAGCGCCCUCAUUUGAAAGAGGUGUUUAUGAAUUGACACACAAUAACAAAACUGUAUCUCUGAAGACUAUAAAUGCAGUGCAGCAAAUGUCUCUAUAUCCAGAACUUAUCGCCAGUGUUUUGUAUCAAGCAACUGGUAGCAAUGAGAUUAUUGAGCCAGUAUACUUCUAUAUUGGCAUUGUUUUUGGAUUGCAAGGAAUAUACGUUACUGCUUUAUUUGUUACAAGCUGGCUUAUGAGUGGAACAUGGCUAGCAGGAAUGCUUACUGUUGCAUGGUUCAUUAUUAACAGGGUAGAUACAACAAGAAUUGAAUACUCCAUUCCUUUAAGAGAAAACUGGGCACUGCCAUACUUUGCAUGCCAAAUUGCUGCACUUACAGGCUAUUUAAAAAGCAACCUAAAUACUUACGGAGAGAGGUUUUGCUACUUGUUGAUGAGUGCUUCAACUUACACGUUUAUGAUGAUGUGGGAGUACAGCCACUAUCUCUUAUUUCUUCAAGCAAUAUCUCUGUUCUUGCUAGAUAGUUUUUCACUGGAGCAAAGUGAGAAGGUUCAUGAAGUUUAUAAAAUCUAUAUAUUUUCUCUCUUUCUGGGAUAUUUACUGCAGUUUGAGAAUUCAGCUUUAUUGGUGUCUCCUCUAUUAAGUUUAGUAGUAGCCUUAAUGCUUGCUAAGUGCCUUCAGCUGAAUGUGAAAAAAGGAACUUUUAUAGCCAAAAUAAUGAAAGUGAUUAAUUUUUACUUGGUGUGUACUCUGACAGUGACACUGAAUAUUAUAAUGAAGAUGUUUGUCCCACACAAAGAAAAUGGGCACAUGCUGAAAUUCCUUGAAGUAAAAUUUGGAUUAAAUAUGACUAAGAAUUUUACAAUGAAUUGGCUCCUGUGUCAAGAAUCCCUGCAGGCACCAUCCCAAGAUUUUUUUUUGCGAUUGACACAGUCUUCUUUAUUACCUUUCUAUGUUUUAGUGUUAAUUAUUUGUUUUCUUUCUAUGAUGCAAGUUAUUUUUAGGAGAAUUAAUGGCAAGUCCUUGAAAGAAACUAUUACGCUUGAAGAUGGACGAAUUGGAGGAAGGCCAGAAAUAAUUUAUCAUGUGAUUCACACUAUUUUAUUGGGCUCUCUUGCAAUGGUUAUAGAAGGCUUGAAAUACCUCUGGACUCCUUAUGUAUGCAUGUUAGCAGCAUUUGGUGUAUGUUCUCCUGAACUUUGGAUGACACUUUUCAAGUGGCUUCGAUUACGAACAGUACACCCAGUAUUAUUGGCUCUUAUUCUGAGCAUGGCUGUGCCCACUAUAAUAGGUCUCAGCUUAUGGAAAGAGUUUUUUCCAAGAUUAAUGACAGAACUAAUGGAACUACAAGAAUUUUAUGACCCAGAUACAGUGGAACUUAUGACCUGGAUAAAAAGGCAAGCUCCAGUUGCAGCUGUGUUUGCAGGGAGUCCACAGUUAAUGGGUGCGAUUAAAUUAUGCACGGGAUGGAUGGUGACCAGCUUACCUCUUUACAAUGAUGAUGAUCUUCUCAAGAGAAAUGAAAAUAUCUAUCAAAUCUAUUCAAAGCGAUCUGCUGAAGAUAUUUAUAAAAUACUGACAUCCUACAAGGCUAAUUACCUAAUUGUAGAGGAUGCUAUCUGCAAUGAGGUGGGAACCAUGAGAGGCUGUAGGGUUAAAGAUUUAUUAGACAUUGCAAAUGGCCACGUGGUUUGCGAAGAAGGUGACAAGUUGACCUAUUCAAAAUAUGGGCGAUUUUGUCAUGAAGUCAAAAUUAACUAUUCUCCAUAUGUGAAUUACUUCACUAGAGUAUACUGGAACAGAUCCUACUUUGUAUAUAAAAUCAACACUGUGAUAUCCUUUCAGUCUUGAAAAUAGCAGAGUCUUCAUUUCAAAGACAUAUCACUUGAAGUAAAAUGUGAUUUUCUUCUACUUACAUGGUGUCUUUUGGAAAUCAGAGGAUGGACAUUUGAAAUGUUGCUGCUGCUUUUCCCCUCCUGCUGUUAACUGGAUCCAGAGUUCUGCGAGAAUAGAACAUCAAGCAUUACUGUCCUUUGGUAAAAUGUCAAAUCUGCCACAAUAUUCCAGUCAGGUGUUUUCCUUAUCAUUACAUGGUCUUUGAAUACUUUAUCUUUUCAAUUAUUAUAAAAUUGCCCUCAUAAAUCUUCAUUCUGUCAUAACAUAGGUCUUGAAUUUGAAUAUGUUCAAGGUCAGAGUAUAUUUCUCAGACAUAACAUUUAAUAAAUAUACCAUUUAAUGUCAUAAUUAUAGACUAGAAGGAAAGAACUCUUCUUACCCUUGAGGCAGUUUCUGAAGGUAUUUCAUGGUUUAUAAUAGAAUUGAAAUAUUACAAUAAAAAUUAAUUUAAA
Molecule: messenger RNA, 6720 nt
Organism: Panthera uncia (snow leopard)
Lineage: Eukaryota; Metazoa; Chordata; Mammalia; Carnivora; Felidae
Gene: DPY19L4
Product: dpy-19 like 4
Exons: 17
Coding region: 4367-6223 (618 amino acids)
Cellular component (GO): nuclear inner membrane
Molecular function (GO): mannosyltransferase activity
Source: RefSeq, a predicted model, not a curated record